Myripristis murdjan (pinecone soldierfish) is the source of this 10116-nucleotide messenger RNA. It is a transcript of the gene trps1, whose product is annotated as trichorhinophalangeal syndrome I. The transcript has 11 exons. NCBI's taxonomy places the organism in Eukaryota, Metazoa, Chordata, Actinopteri, Holocentriformes, Holocentridae. The record is from RefSeq and is a predicted model, not a curated record. Gene Ontology annotation, cellular component: nucleus. Gene Ontology annotation, biological process: regulation of transcription by RNA polymerase II. Bases 1041 to 5726 code for a protein of 1561 amino acids. Gene Ontology annotation, molecular function: zinc ion binding; DNA-binding transcription factor activity; RNA polymerase II transcription regulatory region sequence-specific DNA binding.
AGCACCCAAAGAAACACCACCACAAACACACACUCGCACACACACACACAACCCUAGCUUAGUUGCUGCAGUGGCAUUGUAAACGCAAAAAAAAAAAAAAAGAAAAAAGAAAGAAAUGCACCGCCGAUGCUCGGUUAAGAGUAGUAGUUGGUGGGGAAAAAAAUGCAUGCUGUCGGACAAGUGUGGGGAAAUGAAAUUACUUCAUCUUUAAACGCAAUUGGGCUAUCAAACGGGCGCGUUUUGGUGGGGGGAAUCAAGAAAUCGCUCUCUCCUAGCCGCUGGUAGUUUUUACGACGAGCAGCAGUCGGUUUGCGUCUUAUGUAACUAACGGCCUCAGCGUUGGUAAGGAAAGAGGGAUCUGCUGAAUGAGAGGGAGGAAAAGAGAGCAGCACCGCUUUGAAUUCACAUGGCAAUUUACAUUUAGGUUAGGGCACCCAAACGCUACACAAAUACAAAUUGGGUGCUACUGGGGACGGCUACUGCAUUGAUUAAGACUUUGAGUUUUGAAGCCAACAAGCGAGGGGACACGGAAUGACUUUGUCGCCGCAAGUAGGUUGUUAAGGUGAUGGUAGACUCUCGACAGCCGUGACCGAGGACCUAAAUCAGAACCAUGUAAAAAAGAAAAGAAAAAAGAAAAAAAGUGAGGACAACACCAGCAGCAGCCUGCAAAAUACCUCUUACACGGAUCUACAACACCGUUGUUCAUAUUCAUAACAGUAUUGCCCAACUUUUCACCACAAGAAGAGCAACAGCCCAGGACCAAAGCUAGUGGACGCUGCGUGGAAUAUUACAAAGAAGAGGCUGACAAGUUUUUUUCACUGGGUUUUGUGUGGAGUUAAGUGGACCCGAUAGAGAAAUGGCGGGAUAUUAGUGUGGGCCUGACACCUGGUUUCUGCCUGCCAUUAGCGUGUGGAGUACAGCGGGCUGGUAGUGGGACAUCGCUGCUGGACGUGGGACCGCUGCGGUGUGGGGUUGAGUGGAGCCGCUCCACCAGAGCUGAUGCCAUACCCCCGAGUCAGCCAUGAUGCUUUUGUAACCUGAUGAUCAAUACAGAGAUGGUGAGGAAGAAGAAUCCCCCUAUCCGGAGUGUGGGAGGCGAGGAGGAGGAGGAGGAGGAAGGGAGGAGAAGAGGAGAAGAGGAGGAGGAGGGAGAAGAGGAGGGCAGAGUUGGAGCGGAGGCUGAGCGCAUAAUCCGACCCUCCGAACCUGAGUCUUCGGACCGGACGAGAGGAGAGGACGAGCAGGAAGAGGAGGAGGGCGAGAGCGAAUGCAUCUCCUCAUCCGUGUCUCCGUCAUCUGUUGGUGCGAGGGAUGAUCGCUAUAGCAACGACGAGAGAGGGGGGAGGCGAGGAGGGGGGCGGGCCAAACAAGGAGUCGUGGCUUUGACAGACAGGCCCGAGAGCCAAUCGGAGCCCGAGGACGGGGAGAGGGGUGGAGAGGAAGGAAGCAAAAGAGAGAGAGGGGACGCUGAUCACCUCACUCCGCCUCUGCUCCCUGCUCCUCAUCUCCUUCCCAGACAAGACGGAGGGGAGGAAUCAACGACGGACACCCCUCCGCUCUCCUCAAGCCCCUCCCCGAAACUCCAGGACUUCAAGUGCAACGUGUGCGGUUACGGCUACUACGGCAACGACCCUGCCGACCUGGUGAAGCACUUCAGGAAGUAUCAUCUGGGUUUGCACAACCGCACACGGCAGGACGCCGCCCUCGACACUCACAUCCUGGCCCUCCACAACAUGGCUCCCCAACACACACACCUAGACAUACAGGCGGUACAGGGGCAACGGAACCAAGCCAAAGAGUUGGCAAAGACAAGGCCGGAUUUACACAGCCAACAGCACAGAACGGUUAUGAUGAAUGGCACGUAUGAUGUACAGGUGACGCUGGGCGGCACGCUAAUCGGGAUUGGCCGGAAGACCCCUGAUUGCCAGGGAAACACUAAGUACUUCCGCUGCAAAUUCUGCAACUUCACAUACAUGGGCAGCAGCUCUUUAGAACUUGAACAACACUUCUUGUCCUCCCAUCCAAAUAAGGUCAAAACUCCGCCCACCACGCCCCUACUGCCCAGUAAUAAUCUGGCAGCCCACGACAACCAAGCGAAAGGGAGGAGUCAAGUCUUUGACGGGGCGGAGCGAGUUGCCGUCAGAGCGGAAGAUGAGUCGUUGGUGGGGUACUCCAUUCCCGUUAGGGGCGGCUCAGAUUCGUCGAGCUGGUCGGGAGAAGCGGGACGAGGUGCUGUGCUGGCCUAUUAUUGGUGUAAAUUCUGUAGCUGGAGUUGUGAGUGGGCAGGGGGGUCGGCGAAGCUUUUAGAGCACUACGAACAAAGACACAGAGUGAACGCAGGAGGUGCUAUGAGCCCCAACAACUCCAACCCUGGGGGGAUGGAGAGAGAGAGGGAGAGAGGAGGGAGAAGAGAAGGAUGCGAGAGAGACCACAUCACGUCCAAAAGCCGCAAAGAUCUGUCGUCCAACCCAUCCAGCAUGAACCAAGGAGACCCAAACAGCAGUGAUUCAGAAGCGGUCGUGACCAGUUAUAACUGUCAGUUGUGUGAUUUCCGGUACUCGAUGGCCCACAGUGCGGAUGUGAUUGUGGUAGCGCCGUUACUCCUGCACUACCAGCACAACCACUCCAUACACCGAUGCUGCAUUCAGCACUGCAUCUAUUGUCCGCAAGGGCUCUGUCAACCACACAAACACUUGGGAGAGGUGUCCCACCCCUUUGCCUGUCGGAAGCCCACCUGUCCUAAAUGCUGUUCCAAGUUCCCUCAGUCCACCAAACAACAGGACACUGUGGGUGCAAAACCCGCUACUGCCACCUCACCCAGCGUCACCCCUCCUAAUCCUAGAGCUGACCCUGGUGCAACCUCUGGUUCAGACUUUCACUCAUCUAACCCUGCCCACCCUAUUGUCACACAAGGUGUCACCCACUUGUGUGACCAGUGUGCGUUCGCCACCACCGACAUCGAUGUGUUGCUCCAACACUAUGAAAGCUGCCAUACCCUGAUCAGCCUAAAGGGGGCGCUGCCACAUGUCAAGGCUGAGGAUGAGGUCGGGGGAGAGAAGGAGGGGGGAGGAGGAGGAGGAGGCGGCGAGAGAGAAUACUCUUGCACUAAGUGUCACUUCAUCACAGAAGUGGAGGAGGAGAUUUUUAGACACUACAGGCGUGUCCACGCGUGUUGCCGCUGCAGACGCUGCGACUUCACGGCUCCCGAUUCAUCUGCCCUCCUCGACCACUUUAACUCCGCCCACUGUCACGACUCGUCGCCCUCGUUAACAACGACCUCAUUGGCCACCUCACUGACAACCUCAUUAAGCCCCUCGUUAGCGCUCUCGGCCAAUGGCUGCUCGGCUCCCUCGACCUUAGCCAUUAAAGAAGAGAGCAAGGGGGAUCUCCGGCUCCUGUACUCCCUCGCGCCGCCCGAGGGAAGACUGGCAGAGGGAGGGAGGGACGAGGGAGGAGGGGUGGUGAAAAGCGAGGGAGGGGAGGAGAAGGAAAGAGGAGAGCGGGAGAAAGGCUGGGUCGUUGGGGAGACGAGAGGACUGGGAGAAAGAGGAGGUGAGCAGGCCCACGGCUUGCUGUGGGUGCCCAAGGAGCGAAUGGGAGGCGACAGAGGAGUAGAAAGAGGUGCAGGAGGUGGGAGUCCCUCUCUUUUCCCUUCUCCACUCUCGCUGUCAUUUGUUUCAGCCAAUCACGAGGCCUCGCAGCAAAAAAGAGGCGUGGCUUCCCCCAGCAUGGUUUACCUGGGAGACACCAAGUCGUUUUUGGGAGAUACCAAGGCGUUUUUGGGAGACACCAAACCAUACGGAGGCGCCAGGCCGGGAGGAGGCGGUGUAGCUGGCGGAGGAGAGAAGCAGAGCCAGAUGCCUCCACAGCAGUACGCAGGAGGAGGAGGGGGAGGAGGAGGAGGAAGUAGCAGUGGAGGAGGAGGACAGGAGGCAAAAGGAGGAGCUGCCAAAGAGGAGUCCCAGUCGCUGCUUCGGCGACGUAGAGGUAGCGGGGUCUUCUGCGCCAACUGUCUGACCACCAAGACGUCACUAUGGAGGAAGAAUGCUAACGGAGGCUAUGUCUGCAACGCAUGUGGUUUAUACCAAAAACUACAUUCGACACCCAGACCUCUAAACAUCAUAAAGCAGAACAAUGGUGAACAAAUUAUCCGACGCCGAACCCGAAAACGCCUCAACCCUGAUUCGCUGUCGGCUGAAAACCCUGCUCCUAAGCAGCAGCGAAUCACCAGCGAGGAGCGCAUGAACGGGGAGGAGUCAGACAGAAGCUGUCCACCAAUCAAAAACCAGCAACCUUCUCCUCGCUCGCGGUCACCGAGAUCCACGCAAGCCUUCUUAGCCAAUCAAACCUUGGAAAUCCACCGACGCAUGCCUCCUCUCCUCCUUCCUUCCCAUCCCCCUUCCUCGCUGGUAACCGAUGGUAACGGAGCCAUUGUCGAGGGAGGAAUAACAUCAAAAGUAGAUGGAGGAAAAGGAGGAGGAGGAUCAGAAAGGGGGAGCCCAAUUGAAAAGUACAUGCGUCCGUCCAAACCGUCCAGUUACUCUCCUCCUGGCUCACCCAUUGAAAAAUACCAGUAUCCCCUUUUCUCCUUACCCCUACCCUUGACCCUUUCGCCUGACUUGUCCUCUGAAUCUGAUUGGCUCAGAUUCUGGACCAAGUACAAGAUAGCAGCCACCUCUGGGGUUCCAGGUGGAAUCAGUAACCUUAGCAACCCUGGUAGCCUUGGAAAUAACGCUCAUUAUCUUGGCGCGAUGGUGACUCCAAUACAGCAUCAUCAGCAAAGCUACACGGUGCCUUACUGCGCCUCUCCCUACUCUCCUCUCCCUCCUCCUCCAGCUCCUCCUCACUACCCCCCUCCACCUCUUCACCCCCAAACCUCCUCCUCAUCCUCGUUAGAAAACGAUGCUCCUUUGGAUCUUGCAAUAAGACAAAGAGAUCCACAAGCAAAAGCCGUGAAUACACACAUGUCAACAAAUGGUGCAGAAAGGAGAAGGCAGGAGUCCCCUCUAGCUGAGAGGAAGAGAGACAACUGGAGAGGAGAGAAGGAGGAGGAGGAGAGGACAGAGGAAGAAGAGAACCAGAAGGAGGAGAUGGGAAGGGAAGAAAAGAAUCAAUUGGCAACAUCGAGAAGUCCGUCAAGUGUCGCAUCGAGUCGCACAACGGUGGAGGCGGCCACGCAGGACGACCUGACUAAUCGCUGCAUCCACUGUGGGAUUUACUUCCUAGAUGAGGUCAUGUACGCACUGCACAUGAGUUGCCAUGGCGACGGGGGACCAUACCAGUGCAGUUUCUGUCUCCACAUAUGUUUAGAUCGAUAUGAUUUUACCACACACAUACAGAGGGGCUUACACAGAUACACGGAAAAGACGACGCAGCGAAGUCACGAGCAAGAAGGCAGCGUUCAAAAAGUAGCAAUGAUGUCAGAAAAGGUAAUAGAAUCAGAGGAGAAAGAUAGUGGAGAUCACAGUGAUGUCAUAGCUGAGAGCGAUGAUGUUGCGGGGGUAUACAAUGCCGACAAAGCGGAAGACGUUACAGGCAGUGAUGCCAAUGAUGACGUUAUGGCAGGAGAUGAAGGGGAGGUAGGAGGAGAGGUCGAUGACGUCACAAACGAGGAAUCGGAAGCCAAGAUGGUCACAGACAGUGGUGACGACGUCACGAUAACCGCAGACGUCACAGCCAUCGCUGAGACUAAACAUUUAGAUGAGACGAGCUCAGUGAGUAAUUAAGUCUUGAGGAGAUGCAUUUGAGUCACAUAAACCUUUAACAAAGCAUUGGAUUGGAUGAAUAAGCUUUCUGCCCCCACAUUCCCAGAGGCUGGCUCAUGUCAAAAAAAGAGCCGAUCCUGGGCACCGAAUGGAACACAUCCGAACGCUGGAAGCACACGGCUGUCACGUUGUUGAAAAUUAUUGUAGAAGUCCUCUGAACUGCCGCAGGGACAGUUUGGAGAAAUAGCCUGAAACCUGUUUUGAGUGAGAGUCACCUGACAGCUCUUUGCCAAGUUACCUGACAGCAGAGUUCAGACAUGCAACAGGAAUCACAUUCAAUAAACAGCCGCUUCAAUUUACUUUCCAAGAGAAACGGAUUGAAAGUGGGACUGGUCUUGUAUCUACUGUUGUGGUCUGAUUUAGGAUGAGUUUGAGGAGCUCAGCACUUGCACAGCUACCAUAAAACAGAACAAAAAAAAAAUUACUAGAAGCAAAUACUAUUACUGAACUGAACAGAGCUGAGCUGAUUUGUUAUGCACCAUGUUAUAAACUGAACUCCACCGGGUCUGAGCUGGUCCAAACCAGUCUGAUGCUUUACUCAGACUGUUUUAUCUUGGUACAACCAGAUCUAAUCUGGUUAGAAGUUGUUUGUCCAGGUCCAGAUUGUGUUUGACUGUUGUUCCACUGUACAAAUGGAUCCUCGCCUACCAAAACUGCUUUCGACUGGUUGAAACGGAACUAAACCAGUAUGUUUGGACUGAAGGAUCAGUUCAGCUGGUUUUAUCCUGGUACAAAAGGAUCAGCUGGUGCCCUGUUGCUUCUGAAAGUGAGGAUCAACUCAUAAUGACCACCACUGCAAAGUGGCCUCAAAUGGGAGACGUGGCAUCAAGUAAAAACACAGUAUACUGUCCAAAAGAGCUUAAACUCUCUCAAACUGGUUGAAACUUUACAUGAACUGGUUUGAUUUGACCACAACUCGUUUGUACUGCUCAGAACCAGUUUGAACUGGUCAAAACCGGUUUAUUUCCGGACCGAAGUGUUCUGUUUUGUCAAUUUGGAUCGAACCAAGUGACAUUAUUUUCUACCUUCCUCUGUGCCAAGAUACUAGCUAUGUGCCUGGCUGCCUGCCUAAUAGAACAAACAAACUAUUAACCUGCUUAACAUUUAUAUUAAUAAUAAUAAUGGUAAUAAUAAUAACGAUGAUGUUAUAGUAAAAAACAUGCAAUUUGCUACAUUUUCCUAUAUGAUAUGUUAUUUUGUAAAGGCAAAGAAUGCUUUUUUGCAGGAAAUGGUACUAUAAUAAGUAGUCUUUACUUUAUUUUGGUUUUUAUUCUGUUUUGUUUUUGAGCUGUUUGUUGUUUGUGUUAUGGAGACUUGUUACCUUGAUGACAGCAGUCUAACAGAUGGUACAACAAAAGGGGUGGGGGGUGGGGGGGUUGUGUGUGUGUUUUUGUGUAAUUGCGUCUGUGUGUGUGAAGUGCGUGUGCAGGAUCAAAGGAUGUGUCCGUCCCCUAAUGAUGAUGUAAACAGAAUGAAGGCUCGCGAUUGGUUUUUCAGUCCUCAGGGGUCACACAUGUUGCACACCAGCCCACCUGUCUCACAGCAUGUGACAUGUUUUUUUACAUGUUGAUGUGUCCCAUGGUUUUAGCAUGUUACAUAAUAUGUUCUCUUAUGUAUGUUCUUAUGUUCUUUACGUGUUAAUAGGUCACACGGUCUUAGCAUGUAACAUAAUGUUUUCUGUUUGAGCUUAAUGUUUUGCUAGGUCACAUGGUCUUAGAGAGAGACUUAGGAUCUUAGAGAGACAAAUCCUGAAAUUUUGUCAAAAAGAAGCUACACUUGCCCUGUAUUGAGGCGGCAAGGCUACAGUGUUUUAUCAAGGUUACCGCUAAUUAACAGCGUGUUAACAUAAAAUGAAAUCUGUAAAAUAAAUAGCCUUUAUUAAGGUUAGGAACAGUUGCAUGUUUACACAACUUGUCGUGGGAAAAUCAGAAAAUAUCUGACGAAAUGAAAAAUUACUCAGACUAACUCAAUCAGCUAAUCUGACCACAUUGUUUUCAGCUAUAAAUUUACCCAUAUCACCUUUUAACCUCAGUCUCUCUUUAAGUCACAAUCUACAGUUCUCAUUGUUUAGUUUCUUUUUUGGGAGGAUCAGAGUUAUGACGUGUACAGGUUCUUAUGUCCUUAAAAGCCUCCUUGUUCUCCAUCCAGAAUGGAGCAAUGGAGUUGUGGCCAUCUUGUUUAUUUUUAUUAAGCAAGAAUCACCUCUCCAGCCCUGCUGCCUUAGUUGCUAGGAAACAAAAAAAAAAUCACCAAGGGACUCUUUUGGAGGGAAAUAAUGGUUGAAUAGUUCAAUAGAAAGGAAGUGUGAGAGAAAAGGAACAUCCUAAAGGAAAAAAAAAAGAUAUUUUUCUAUGCUUUUGCAAAGGACAUGAAUGAAAAAUCUUCCUCCUAGUGCCUGGUAACUUGUACAGUUUUUCUAAUAGGUAUUUCUGUCUGUCUGUCAAUCAAAAAACUAUGUAAGUCAGAGUCAUUUAUCAUGGAGAAGUUGGGCAAACCUUGCAGAAUGCUAUAUUGAUUUCCAUACCGGAGUUACCAGAGUCAUUGUGGUGAUACUUGGUUUGAGCCAAGUUGUCUGAUUGCUUUAGAUAAAUGUUCAAACUUUGCUUUAUGAGCUCACGAGAAACACCCAAAUGUGCUUUUACAAACUAGGAAUUGGUUGCAAUGCUAAUUGGUCCCUCACUAGUUAAUUAUCUUUUCUUUUUUUCCCCCCUUAUGUAUGUACACUACUUAUAGGCAAACAGUGCAUAUGCCUUGGUAACUCUUGCAGAAGUUGUUGUCUUCUAUAAUUUAAUUAGUGUGGUGAUUCACACACCAGGUCUUGUCAUCACAGCGCCCACAUCAUGAUAAACAAUGCCAACUAUGUCACUGCAGCAAGUAAAUCAAGAAUCAGUGUGUAGUUGUCUGGAGUUUUCUUGAGGAAAACAGAUAAUUUUUGGUUCAUGAAACCAGCACUUAUAACAGAAAUUUGUCUUAUAAAAUUUUGUCUUUGAACAUCAAAGUAACAGAAUAGAAAGAAAGUAAACCCUUUACUCUGAUCAAAGCUGAACAAAAUGAAAUAGUGGAAUUUGUCACCAGUUUGUGCUGGUCCCGUGUCAGCCCACUGAGUUCUUUACCUCUGUAAUAACUUGCCGUAAAACUUAAAGUCAGUCUUGUACAUGCAGAGAUUUUGCACACCUUGUAAAAAUGAGACAUUCAUUUCCAAACUCCCUAAUCAUCACUGGUGAUCUACAGUGACACUGAGUCAUAUUAUUCAUUAAAUUCAUGUUCGGCCUUUGAGAUGAUCAUGGUAUGCUGCAUUUCUCUGUGCUGAUUGACAGUGCGUCAUGCCUUAACAGCUCUAACUCAUAACAAAAACAGCUGAGAAGCCAUCUAAAACAGUACUGCACCAUACUGAACUGUGCCACAAUAAAAGGCUACGAAACCCACUUCUGUAGCAUUGUAACUCUCUCACUGUGUGUGGCUGUAACAUCAGUGUCAUCGCUGCCGUCUGAGGACUUCUCAUCACUGAGCUGAGCCACAGUAUACAAGGCUCAGAAACCUGGAAACAGUCUACAUAUCUGACUAAACGCAUUUCUAAAUACCUUCAUUCAAUACAGUUCCACAUUUCAACCCAUGGGAAUAAAGAUAAUCCUUUUUUUGUCACUUUUACAAUAUUUUUUAUCCAGCAUGUCACCUAAAUAUGGAUAUGCACACCUCUGCUGCCCUUUAAACAACCUAUAAAACCAGGUCAAUACCCCUCUGAACUGUGUUACAAUAUAAAAGUAAAAAAAAAAAUAAAAUACAGAAACAGCCGUUUGUGCAACAUGCAGACCUGUGCCAGCUUUGUACCUAACAUGAACCCCACUCUGAUGUGAAGUGUUGGAGCAGACGUUGUACCUUUUACUCUAUUUCGUCUGCAUCGGAGUUUGCCUAACAACUUUUACCAUGUAAUAUCUAUUUAUAUCAGAUGUCAAGUGAAGACUUCUCAACUCGAUUUUUGAAGUCACACUUUUGUAAAAAUGCAUUUAUCUGAAAGAUUGUGCGGCCCUUUAUUUGCUGAAUAAGUAUUCUGAAGCUUAUAACACCCAUUCAGAUGUCCUCAUGCGGCUUAAAAAUAUGAUUCAGUCUGUUUUUCUGCAAAACUGAAAAGUUGAUUUGAAUUGUCUGUAUUUUUUUUUUUUUUUUUUUUUUUUUUUUUUUUUUUGAAGAUACAAUGUCAUCUGACUGUAAAAGUACAGCUUGUAUAAAUGCAUUUUUUUUGUGCCAAUAUGCAAAACUUUUGGAAUUAGAGUUUUUGACUUAUGGGCAUCACACAAGGGGCUGCUAGCAGAAUUAAAAAAAAAAAAAAAAAAAAGAUGUUUACAUUUGCAAA